Molecule: messenger RNA, 1822 nt
Organism: Erigeron canadensis
Lineage: Eukaryota; Viridiplantae; Streptophyta; Magnoliopsida; Asterales; Asteraceae
Product: protein GRAVITROPIC IN THE LIGHT 1
Exons: 3
Coding region: 254-1531 (425 amino acids)
Biological process (GO): response to red or far red light; negative gravitropism
Source: RefSeq, a predicted model, not a curated record
AUAAAAGGCAACAAAGAUUCUUCUUCAAUCUAUCUCUCUCCUAGGGUUCAAUUUCGUCUCUCCCUUACACACACAUACCAAAUCUCGUACCAGUGUUUCACUUGUCUUUGAUUCUUGCGACAACUUUCCUGUUAGGUUGAAAAGUAUUAUGUUUACUGGGCGAAUCCAGUUACCAGUCUCUGGAUUUUUUAGCCCGUCUCAAUCCUUUAUUGGGUGGGGGACCUACCUUACAUCCCGUUCUUAGGAAGUAGCUAUGCAACUGGGUGGAGCAAAAGACUCCCAAAACCGAGACAGCAGUAACCAGAAGGUCCACCCACAACCUAUGGAAGAGGCUGCAAACCAAAAUCCUGAAGCUGUUGAAGCUUUAGUCUCAAAAAUAUUCACAAACAUUUCUUCCUUGAAGUCAGCUUACAUCCGUCUCCAGGCCGCACAUACUCCUUACGACCCUGACAAGAUCCAAGCUGCCGAUAAGCUCGUAAUUUCUGAGCUUAAGAAUCUCUCUGAACUCAAACAUUUUUACAGAGAGAAUAAUCCAAGACCCACGUACAUAUCUCCUCAAGAUUCUCGUUUGGCUGCUGAAAUUCAAGAGCAACAGAGUCUUUUGAAGACGUAUGAAGUCAUGGUAAAGAAAUUUCAGUCAGAAAUCCAUAAUAAAGACUCUGAAAUAGUUCAGUUACAACAACAUAUUCAAGAGGCAACUCUAAAACGUGCUAAACUCGAAAAGAAUUUAAAACUGCGGGGUUUAUCGUCAUCUUCUAAAGCGUCUGAGGGCUCCGUUGAUGAAAAUGAAGCAUGUUCUACAGAUUUGACCCCUGAACUCUUCAAGUCAGCCGUCGAGGUUGCUUCUAAAGCCAUUCAUGAUUUUUCCAAACCAUUAAUAAACAUGAUGAAGGCUGCUGGUUGGGACCUUGAUGCAGCUGCUAACUCGAUCGAACCGGAUAUUGUUUAUGCAAAACGGGCCCACAAGAAAUAUGCAUUCGAAUACCAUAUCUGCCAAAAGAUGUUUAGUGGGUUUCAACAAGAAUACUUUGGUCUGAAAUCAGAAGAUGAUGUCAAAACAAGUAAAGAAAGCUUCUUUCAGCAGUAUCUUUCUCUACGGGAAAUGGAUCCACUUGAUUCUGUUGGGCAAAACCCCGAUUCAGAUUUUGGAAAAUUUUGCAGGAGCAAGUACAUACUUGUGGUCCAUCCAAAAAUGGAAGCUUCAUUUUUUGGUAAUUUGGAUCACAGAAACUACAUAAUGGGAGGUGGCCAUCCAAGAACACCGUUUUAUCAAGCUUUUCUUAAGUUAGCAAAAGCAAUCUGGCUUUUGCACCGUUUGGCUCAUUCUUUUGAACCCGUAAUCAAGGUUUUUCAAGUGAGCAAAGGGACAGAGUUUUCCGAGGUUUACAUGGAUAGCGUGGUUAAAAAUUUCGCUGUGGAUGAAAAUGUUGAGAAGCCGAAGGUUGGUCUAAUGGUAAUGCCUGGUUUUGGAAUUGGAGGAAGCGUGAUUCAGUGUCGGGUUUACCUGACUGGAAUUAAGGAAAUUGAAUAACCCCUUUGCGGUUAUCUCAAAAGUUGUAGUAAGAUGAAAUGUAUAAUGUGUUAUUCGUGUGCUAUUAUGUCUGCCUUUAAUCAUGUGGUGUAUUUGGUUUAUACUAAAUACCAACUAGUUCUGAAUGAAACUGAAGAUGUCAUGUGUUGUAUUGCCUGCACCUCCAUUACAGGUGAUUUGUAUCGUACGAUUGGGUUAAAGCAUGAGUAAAGAAACAAACAGGCCAUAAGUGUUAUAUAGAAUUGUAAUGUUUUGUUAUUAUGUAUAUUAAGCUUUUUAGUUGUUGAUUUA